AAAUCUGGUGUGGUUGAGAAAGAGCGAGCGAGAGAGACGACAUAAAUAGCCAAUCCGGUACCUGUUAGAGCGUGGUUGACAGUUGAUCAGAUUAUUUGUGGCGGGGCUGGGUUAUUAUUUCCGAGUGUGACACAAACUGCUCGGUUGGCGUGGACCAUUCUACGCAGCUGGAAAGGGCGACGGAGCGGGACGCAGCGUGUGAGGGUACAUGUGUGUGUUUGGUCGGGGAGUUGACGCCUGGCAAUGGACACCUACAGACCACACGCCGUGUUGAUUUUACUGUUGUUAUCGUCUGUCGUCGCAGUUUCCAACACAACUCAUGAUAAAGGAAUGGGUGGAUCAGAUACAGAUAGAGCUGGUGACACUGGCAGACACCGCCAGUGCCGGGAAGAGCCUCACACAGAUCUUCCUGGACAACCAGAACCUGUACACAGUAGAGUCUAACGAUGCAGAGGAACUAGUGGCUAGGGCAGCCAGGAACAUAGAACAGCUGUUACUGAAGAGGGCUGGCGCUCUGGAAACUCUGGCCGCGGCUGCUGAGAACUUUCAGAUGGAACACCAGUGGGAGGAUGAGUAUGCGGUAAAACUGUGAUUGUAAUUAUAACCAACAUUACAGUUACAUGAUAUACUGAAAGUGUAACUUGCC
Oncorhynchus mykiss (rainbow trout) is the source of this 646-nucleotide messenger RNA. Lineage: Eukaryota; Metazoa; Chordata; Actinopteri; Salmoniformes; Salmonidae. The record is from RefSeq and is a predicted model, not a curated record.